AUGGGGCAGACCAAUGUAACCUUCUGGAGGGGUUUUGUCUUCCUGGGCUUCUCCAGUUUUGGGGGGCUGCAACUCCUGCUUUUUGUCGUGUUCCUCUCUCUGUAUCUCAUCACCCUGACCAGCAAUGUCUUCGUCAUUGUAGUCAUCAGGCUGGAUAGUCAUCUGCACACUCCCAUGUACCUCUUCCUUUCCUUCUUAUCUUUCUCUGAGACCUGCUACACUUUGGGCAUCAUCCCUAGGAUGCUCUGUGGCCUUGCUGUGAGGGGCCAGACUAUCUCCUAUGUGGGCUGCGCUGUCCAGAUGUUCUUCUCUGCCUCAUGGGCCUGCACCAACUGCUUCCUUCUGGCUGUCAUGGGCUUUGACAGAUAUGUGGCCAUCUGUGCCCCACUGCACUAUGCCAGUCGCAUGAAUCCUACCCUGUGUGCCCAGCUGAUUGGUACCUCCUUCCUGAGUGGAUACUUCUUUGGGCUUGGAAUGACACUGGUCAUUUUCUGCCUCUCAUUAUGCAGCUCCCAUGAGAUCCAGCACUUUUUCUGUGACCCCCCAGUGCUGAUCCUAGCUUGUGGAGAUACACGACUGAGUGAUCUGGGGAUCCUCAUUCUCAGCCUGAUGGUCCUCUUGGUUUCCUUCUUCUUCAUCACUAUCUCCUACACCUACAUCCUGGCAGCAAUCCUGAGGAUCCCCUCUGCUGAGGGGCAGAAAAAGGCCUUCUCCACCUGUGCCUCACAUCUCACAGUGGUCAUUAUUCACUAUUGUUGUGCCUCCUUCAUGUACUUGAGGCCCAAAGCCAGCUACUCUCUUGAGAGGGAUCAGCUUAUUGCUGUCACCUAUACUGUGGUGACCCCUCUCCUGAACCUCAUUGUAUAUAGUUUAAGGAACCGGGCUGUGCAGACAGCUCUGAGAAAUGCUUUCUGAGGGAGCUGGCUGGGUAAAGGAUGA
Lemur catta (Ring-tailed lemur) is the source of this 939-nucleotide messenger RNA. RefSeq names its product olfactory receptor 10Z1-like. The record is from RefSeq and is a predicted model, not a curated record. Gene Ontology annotation, biological process: G protein-coupled receptor signaling pathway. Lineage: Eukaryota; Metazoa; Chordata; Mammalia; Primates; Lemuridae. Gene Ontology annotation, cellular component: membrane. Gene Ontology annotation, molecular function: olfactory receptor activity; G protein-coupled receptor activity.